Sinocyclocheilus grahami is the source of this 1144-nucleotide messenger RNA. Its product is annotated as GTPase IMAP family member 2-like. Gene Ontology annotation, molecular function: GTP binding. Lineage: Eukaryota; Metazoa; Chordata; Actinopteri; Cypriniformes; Cyprinidae. The coding region runs from base 170 to 1144 and encodes 324 amino acids. The transcript has 4 exons. The record is from RefSeq and is a predicted model, not a curated record.
UUUAGUACAUGGGCAAAGACAGACAAUAUUCAUUAUGUUUAUUUGUUUAAAAUAGAGAAACCAAAGAAAGACUGAGAACUAAAAAACAGAACAUUGGGAGUGAGAAAAAAGGACAGAAAGAAGAUACUGAAGCAAACUUCAAGAACUACAAACUGACAGUCUGUGACGCAUGAUGGAGGCAGGAGAGGACUCCGAUCGUCACUACAAUUGUCCAGCUCUUCCAGAGAUAAAGGCCAUUAUAAUCGGCAGUAAAGCAGAGUACAAACGCAGUGCAGCUGAUACCAUUUUUGGUCAUAUUGACUGUAAAGUGAGAAAAGAGAUAGUCAAGAGUGAGAUGAAACAGAGGACAGUUCAGAACAGGUCUGUUACUUUGGUAAUGACACCAGGAUGGUGGAGGAGCGUCACACUGGGAGAGAGUGCAAAGUAUUUAAAGAUGGAGAUUGUGCACAGUUUAAGACUGUGUCCUUCUCCACAUGCCUUUCUUCUAGUCAUCAAUCUACACAAACAUCAAUUUACAGUUAUGCACCUAAAAAGUGUGGUGGAACACAUGGAGAUUUUUGGUGAGCAGAUCUGGAACCACACCAUCGUUCUGCUCAUGUAUGACAACACAGAUCAGAGACAUGCAGACAGCAAGCAGCUAAUUGAGAGAGCAGGGAAAGAGCUUGAUAUUGUAAUAAAGAAGUGUGGGAACAGAGUUCAUGUCUUCAAUUAUACUGACAGCAAGGGGAUAAAUGUGGAAAAACUGUUCCGUGAGAUAGAGAACUUGGUAGCUCAGCAUGAAGGACAGUCCUUUAAAAUUGACAGCAAACUGUUUGAAGAUAUGGAGGAAAAGAGACGAAAUGUGAAGAAACAAGCAGAAGAGAGAUCCAUCCAAAUAAAAACUAAGAUGCAAAACUUGAAAGAACGUCUAACAGAGUUUUUUCCAGAGUUAAGGAUUGUCCUAAUGGGUGGCAAUAUUGUUGGGAAGACCUCAGUGGUGAAUACAAUCUUAAAAAUUAAACAAGAGAAGAGCGUGACAAGAAAAUGUGUGAUGAGUGAAGGAGAGGCUGACAAGAGAAAAGCCAUUUUAAUUGACACACCUGGAUGGUGGCCGUACGCGUCUGUAAAGGAGACUUCAGAGUCAGUCAAGCAGGAGAUCAUAUGA